Racocetra fulgida is the source of this 348-nucleotide messenger RNA. The record is from the annotation of a GenBank genome assembly. NCBI's taxonomy places the organism in Eukaryota, Fungi, Glomeromycota, Glomeromycetes, Diversisporales, Gigasporaceae.
GCACUGUGGGCUUAACAUACGAUGAUGGUCCAAACUGCUCUCACACUGUGUUUUACAACUUCCUUAAGGAAAACAAUCAGAAAGCGACUAUGUUUUUUAUUGGAUCAAAUGUUGUUGCAUUUCUCUACGAAGCUCAGCGUGCUCUCACGGAUGGUCAUCAACAUGAACUAAACAAUGGAACUAUGUCUAAGGCUAUUGAAUGGUAUCCAAAGAUCAAAAACGCCUAUAAACAUGUUGUUCCCAUCGCCUCAUGCAUGAAUGUUACUCAGCCAUAUACUGAAUCAAACUACACCUAUCCAUCAUUUGCUGAAUACAUUAACAAAAAUUCAGCAUCCACCUCAAAAGCAA